Messenger RNA from Lytechinus variegatus (green sea urchin), 1725 nucleotides. Its product is annotated as carrier protein YMC2, mitochondrial-like. The record is from RefSeq and is a predicted model, not a curated record. Gene Ontology annotation, molecular function: transmembrane transporter activity. Lineage: Eukaryota; Metazoa; Echinodermata; Echinoidea; Temnopleuroida; Toxopneustidae. Gene Ontology annotation, biological process: transport. The coding region runs from base 70 to 918 and encodes 282 amino acids. The transcript is spliced from 9 exons. Gene Ontology annotation, cellular component: mitochondrion.
CAGUCUCAGAAGGGAAAAGACGAUUUAACUCGUUUAUUAGGAUUAUAAACUUACAUUUGAUUAUUCAAGAUGACACACAAUGAAGAAAGAUCACAUUGGCUCAAAGAAGGUGCUAUAGGAAUAAGCGUUGGUGUCCUGUACGGGACCACCAGUGUCCUUGUCGGACAUCCCCUGGACACCAUCAAAACCAAGAUGCAGGCGCAGUCUGGCUAUGAGGGCACCAACAUGUUUAAGACACUGCUAAAGACACUGAGAACACAAGGGAUCAUUGGACUUUACAGAGGAUCAAUACCCGUGUUGUGGGGGUCCGGUAUCUACAGAUCAACACAGUUUGGUGUCUUUGAGUCAGUGUAUACCUUUCUUGAUAACUCCACAUGUAAAAGAGAAAUACCGCUUACUGCAGGAUUACAGAUACGUGUAGUUUUAGCUGGAUUAUGUGGAUCUACUGCCCGUGCAAUUAUUGAGUGCCCUCUGGAACUUGCAAAAAUAAGAAGGCAAACACAACAAACAUGGUCAUUCAGGGGACUUUACAAGGGUUUUGGAGUGACAUGGUGCAGGACGCUAGGAUUGAUGACGACCUACUUCAUCCUCAUCGACACACAACGGAGGCACUUCCCACAGAUCUUUGAACAACGUAUGAUUGGUCCAUUCCUCGUCUCGGGGACUGCAGCGACUCUGUCCUGGUGGAUCGUCUGGCCUCUAGAAUACAUGAAAUCUCAGGUUCAGGGAAAUUAUGGAAAGGAGAUGUCGACAUUGCAGAGGAUGCGCCUUGUGGUCAGAGAACGUGGCGGAUUCCUCGCUCUCUACCGUGGGAUUGGACCGGGUACCUUACGCAGCUUCAUCUCGAAUGGCACGAGUAUGGUGGUCAUGGCAAACGCUCAGAAGAAGGUCUCAGAAUGGGGUUUAAGGGACAGCUGAUGACCGGUCAACAGUCCAUGAGUCGUCUAGUCUUUCCAUGCAGAUCUAGCUGAAACAUCAUAAUGCUGCUCGUCAGAGCGACCCUUAACCAGCAAUCUCUUGAAUCGUUCAGUACAAGUUAUUCUGAUCUACAGAAUAGCAAACAUCCAUGUAGCUGAACUUAUUUGGCCACAUUUCAAUUUGGUCUAAGUUGUUGGUCCACUCGAUGUGAAGGGUCGGGUUAAUAGCAGUUGGUCUUUUUCACAAGAAUGUCCAACAACAUUAUUGCAGAACUCAUUUGGUCCAAUAGCAUUUUGGUCUAAGAAGUUUGCCCACAUCACUUAGUCCAUUGUCCACAUGAUUUGAUGGUCAGUUAAUAUCCAUGCUGCAUAUAUAUUCUAAUAGCAGAGUGUCGGACAUUGCUGCCGCUGAGCUCAUUUGGUCAAUUAUAAAGUUGGUCUUAAUGCCAUAUAUAUAUAAAGCUAUAAAGCCCAACAAUACAAUUUUCAUGCACUGCUGGCCAGGUGAGUACUUUGCUUGAGCAAAACUCAAUGGGAGACCAGUUUUCAGAACUGAAGUGGCUACUCUGGGUAAAUAUACCGGUUAUUUAUUAUUAUUAUUAAAUUAGCAGGUUUGGAAAUAAGGCCUUAUUGUGCUUCUCAUCUGCUUGAAUUCUAUGACAUCAUACAAUGUCAGGGGAUUUGUGAUUGUAUAGAUAUGUGCAUAAAAUAAAUUCAAUUUCUUUCACAAUUUGCAGAGUUGCUUUAUUUGAUGCAGCCAUCCAUCCCAACCUCAAUUCAUAGUAUGUGUAACAGUUUUCCUUACAUA